This is a messenger RNA of Aricia agestis (brown argus), 1551 nucleotides long. Its product is annotated as zinc finger protein 239-like. Gene Ontology annotation, biological process: regulation of transcription by RNA polymerase II. Gene Ontology annotation, molecular function: RNA polymerase II cis-regulatory region sequence-specific DNA binding; DNA-binding transcription factor activity. The record is from RefSeq and is a predicted model, not a curated record. The coding region runs from base 202 to 1299 and encodes 365 amino acids. NCBI's taxonomy places the organism in Eukaryota, Metazoa, Arthropoda, Insecta, Lepidoptera, Lycaenidae. The transcript is spliced from 4 exons.
CAAAAUCGAUAAAUCUAGUAUCGAUUUUCAGAUAAUUGUUACAUGUACAUCCCUAGCGAAUACCAUCGAUUACAUACAAAUAUUUUUUUAAUGACUUGACAGCUAUACGACGAAGAAGAAGUUUUCGUAUUUAUUUAUUUUCCUAAAGUGUAAAAUAAAAACAUUGGUUUUAGUUUGAUUUUAGUGACUUGAUAAUAAACAAUGAGUGAUAAAGUUUGUUUAUUGUGUUUUUCGUUUUCGAAAGCUUCUUACAAUAUAAAACAUACCUAUUUGCAAAAUGUAUACGAAGAAAUAUCAGAGACCAAAAUACAAGCUGACUCUUACCCACUGUGCUACAUUUGUCAUGCGAAGCUUCGUAAGUGGGAUCAGUUAACCAAGACUGUGCAGCGACACAACACUGCAAAUCAGGCCCAAGUGAGACCACUGCUACAAUUGAGUGUAUUUAAUGCUGACAGAUCGUCGACUGCAGGACAUAUCAAUUCUAAGAAAAUCGAAAUUGAAAUAGACAUCAAGGAGUGGUAUAUCAAAAAGGAAUAUGUGGAAGGUCCAGGUCAUUACGAUAAUGCGAGCACCAAAGAUAAAGUACAGGAAAAACACAUCUCUACAGAUUUAUCAUGUAAUAAGCCUCAUGUAUGUGAUGUUUGUAAUAAGAGAUUCACUUACACUAGUAGCUUCAAAAAGCACCGACUCACAUGUACAGGCGUCAAACCUUUCCGUUGUGAAAUUUGUAGUAAAACAUUCACUCAGGCUGGCAGCUUCAAAAGACACAAAUUAACACAUACUGGCGAAAAACCUUACAGCUGUGAUGUCUGUAGUAGGUUAUUCAAUCGAAAAAGUAACUUAAAAAUGCACAAACUCACACACAGCGGUGAAAAACCUUACAGUUGUGAUGUUUGCAGUAAGAUAUUUUCUAAGAGUUCUAACUUAAAAGCUCACAAGCUAAUACACAGCGGUGAAAAACCUUAUAGUUGUGAUGUUUGUGGUAAGAUUUUUACUAAAAGGUGUAACUUAAAAACGCACAAAUUAGUCCACAGUGGUGAAAAGCCCUACACAUGUGAUGUUUGUAGUAAAAUAUUUAGUAAGAGUUGUAACUUAAGAACACACAAACUAAUACACAGCGGUGAAAAGCCUUUCAGUUGUGAUGUUUGUGGUAAGACAUUCAUUCAAAAUAGUAAUUUAAAAGCGCACAAACUUAAACACAGCGGUGAAAAACCUUACAGUUGUGAUAUUUGUCUCAAGGCGUAUAAAAGAAAAGAAAAUUUAAUUGUACACAAACUGAAGCACGGACACGACAUAUGACAAAACGAAUAGUGUCACUUUGUUCGUUAGAAAAUCUAGUACCCUGUAAAGUGUAAACGAUCAAAUUGUUUGUCAAACUUUACGUGUUCGUCAAACAAUUUGAUAGUGUACAGCUUUGUUUGAAGCGUUUGUCAAACAAUUUACGUGUUUGAGCUAUUUGAAGAAAAUUUGGAUUGGCGUAGCCGUGUUUGAAUGUGUUCCGCUGUAUUUGUCAUACAAAAUCUCAUGAUCUCAAACCGAUUCUAGCUAAUU